UUUUGAGCAGUUCUUCAUGAGGCACCAACCAUUUCUGAGCAUUUGGCGGAGAUGGCAUCAACCAAACCUGCAACAGAAACCACGGGCAAAGUCGUGAAGGCGGCUCCCGCUGAAACGGGCAACGACGACGUGAAAGCGGCUUCCACCGACGCAGCGGCGAAAGGCGUCAAGUUCGGUACGAGCUGGUCGGGGAAGGAAGACAAGAAGUUGAAGAAGGCCGUCGAGGCCCAAGGCAAGAGCCACAAGGCCAACUGGAAGCUCGUCGCGUCCAAAGUCCCCGGUCGUACCGCCGGGGCGUGCCAAGGACGAUGGAACACAGUGCUGGAUCCGCUCGUGGAUCGGUCGCCAUGGACGCCCGAGCUGGACGCGCAGCUGCUGGAGCUGUACAAGGACCCGCUGUACGACUCGUGGAGCAAGCGAGCUGCCAAGCUAGCGGAGGGGAAAUUCGGCCCCGAUGGCAAGCAGCCCAUGCGUCGCAGCGGCGCCGACACGUGCGACAGGUACUUCAAAAUCACAAAGUCGAAAAAGGCGCCCAAGACAAAAGGGUCCAACAACCAUAAGAAACCUGCCGAAGUCAAAUGGACAGACGAGACGGACGAUGCGCUGGACGCGCCGCCGACCAUCGGACAGCCCACCGCGGCGGCGGCUCCCGUCGCCACCCGCAACCAGAACAUCCGUGCCCGACGGAACGAGCGGCGGAAGAAGUAUAUCGCGGCCAAGGCGGCUGCGGCGGCGGACUCCAACGACGAUGGCGCUCAGGAAGACGGCGUCGCAGAGGACGCAUCUGCCAACAAGAAGGGCAAGUUCGACAAGAAUGCUGGGCAUUUUGGCAAAAAGCCAUUCGACCGAGCGCCUGGUGGCAAGCGGAAAGCAGCGUCAAAGCCACCACCGCCCAAACCGUUCAAGAAGCACAAGCAAUAAUAACGAUACUAUAAGAGAGACAAAGUAGGGUAUCACGAACAACAGCACUGUAGUGUUUUGGCAA
Molecule: messenger RNA, 985 nt
Organism: Aphanomyces astaci
Lineage: Eukaryota; Oomycota; Saprolegniomycetes; Saprolegniales; Verrucalvaceae
Exons: 1
Coding region: 52-921 (289 amino acids)
Source: RefSeq, a predicted model, not a curated record